AUGUCUAUUAGCAGCAACAACAACAACAACAACAAUACAGACUUGGCCAAGCCCCGCUUGUCUGAGGCCGAGGCCGGUGACUGGCGCAGAGUCUUUUCAGAAGCUCCCCCAUGCGUUUUUCCCCGAGCCCGCGCCGGCGAACUCUUGGCCGACACGGUCCAGUCUGGAUCCGUGCUACGGCGUCAGGUCUUUCUCCCCAAUAGCGGCCGCUCAGGUUUUGCCCUCGACACUGUGCUGCAGGCCGCCUGGGCUUUUCUAAAUGGUUCAUACUCAGAUACUGAGGACGUCGUCUUCGGCAUGGCCCUCGUCGACGAAGAAGACACAGAUGAUGGCAAACCUCACACGGCGCUCCCUUUCCGCUUUACACUGCACCCAGACCAGACGGUUGCCGAUUGCCUCGAGGCGAUAGAGGCACAAGAGCUCCCAUUGCUGUCGUCCAGCGGCGUUGACCUUGAGGCAAUUGCCGGGCUGGGACCGGAAUUGCGCGAUGCCACGCAGUUUAGAAACCAACUCGUCGUCUACCAGGCCAUGAUGGCCAGUACCGACGUGCUGCUGGACCGUCCCCUCAACGUCGAGUGCUUCCUGAAUCCUUCGGGGGUGUUGGUCCAGGCCUUUUACGACACGAGCAUCCUGUCAGGGAUCGAGGUCCGUCAGAUGCUGGCCACGUUCGAAUCUUUGAUACAACAACUCGACGACGUGUCCAACCUGGGCAAGCCGAUCGGCCAAGUUGAAGUCAUCAGCCCAGAGGACAAGAGUCAACUCCGAAAAUGGUGCGAGCAUGUGCCGCCGGCAGUGGAAAAGUGCGUGCACUGGUUGUUCCAGGAAAAGGCGCGCGAGACGCCCCGGGCCGAGGCCGUGUUUUCGAUAGCGCAGAAGGUCUCGUGGACCUACGAGCAGCUGGACACUCUGACCGACAAGCUUGCUCACCUGCUCGUGUCCAAGCGGGUCAGCCCUGGCAAGAUCGUCCCUCUGAUGUUUGAGAAGAGCGUCUGGACGGUCGUUGCGGCCAUGGCGGUGCUCAAGGCCGGCGGUGCCUUUGGGUACAUUGAGCCCAACCAGCCGUGGGAGGACGUGUCGCGGCUGCUGACGGCGUGCGAGUCGACCUUUGUGCUCUGCUCGGCAAGGUAUGAGAGCCUGCUGAGCACACACGACGUCGAAUCUGUGGUUGUCGACGAGGCGCUCCUGGCCCGCCUCCCGUCGUGCGGAUCGGUCGAAGACAUUUCUCAGCCCUCGGACACGAGCUAUUUGACCUGCACAUCUGGGUCGACGGGGCGGUCCAAGGGCAUCGUGUCGAGCCAUUCUUCAUUUUGCACCAGCAUACUGGCCCACGGCAAGGCCGAACUCUACGGUCCAGACUCGCGCUGCUUUGCCUUUUCGGCGUACAAUUUCGACGUCAGCAUCACCGACAUUUUUACUACGUUGGCCUUUGGAGGGUGCAUCUGCAUUCCAUCCGACGAGGAAAAGAUGAACGCGCUCGUGGCGACCAUACAGCGCAUGAGAGCGACCCACAUUGCCGCCACGCCGACCGUCUCGCAGUUUAUAGAUCCCGAGGACGUCCCCUUGGUGCGAACCUUCCUCACGGGCGGAGAGUUUGCCAGGCCCGAGAUCAUCAACAAGUGGGUGUCUGCCGGCAGGAACUACAUCAACAUCUUUGGCCCGGCAGAGUGCAACUCGAGAAUGGCCCACCACACGUUCAAGGUCGGGGAAAACGGCAGCUUCAUCGGCCGCCCCACCGGCUGCGUUGCCUGGAUCACCAAGAGUGACGACCCCAACGCGCUGGUGCCGCUGGGUGCCCCCGGUGAGCUCCUCGUGGAGGGAAACCUCAUCUCGGAUGGCUACCUCAAGGAGGAAGAGAAGACCGCCGCGGCUUUCAUCUCGGCUCCGGACUGGCUCGUGAGCAUGUUUCCCGACAGGUCAUGCUCGCGAUUGUACCGCACCGGUGACUUGGUGCAGUGGAUGCCAGACGGAACGCUGCGCCUCAUCGGUCGUCGGGACACGCAGAUGAAGAUUCACGGCGUGCGACUCGAGGCGGCGCACGUCGAGAUCAAACUCUCCGCAUCACUGCCGAGCGGGUCGCAGGUAGUUGUCGAGAAGAUAGUGCUUGGACGCGAGACCAAGAGGGAGAAGCUUGCCGCCUUUCUCACCCUGCCUGGCGGUUGGAACAGUGACGACAACCAAGACACGUCUCCUUCAUUUCUGGAACCUACUCCAGAUCUUUGUGACCUGCUUGCCGGCGUGCAAGACUCGAUGCUUGCCAGUCUCCCUGCCUGGAUGUGUCCGAAUCACAUCCUGCCGCUCAACAAAUUCCCGCAAGGUCAGUCCGGCAAGAUCGACAGAAAGGCCCUGCGGCAAAUGGUGGCGGACUGGUCAGAGGAGACUCUCAACCGCUUCACCGUCUCGUGCUCGGCAGGCAGCAAAGAGCCUCCGGUCGGCGCUGUGGAGAAGGCCAUAGCCGGCCUGUGGGCAGAGGUGCUUCAUCUUUCCCCCUCGUUCAUUGGUCGCCACGACACCUUCUUCCGCCUCGGUGGAGAUUCCGUUGCUGCCAUGAAGGUGGCUGCGGCUUGCAGUGGCCGUCCGGACGGUCUGCUCAUCUCGGUCGCCGACAUGUUCCGCCACCCCAGGCUGUCUGAUCUCGCUGCCAACGUAUCGAGCGACGUUGCGGUUUCAGAGAAGACUGUUGCACCGUUCGAGCUGAUUGGUGGAUCUUCAUCUCUGGAAAACUACACUCAGGCUUUGAACCUGGCCGGGAUCGACCCGUCCGCUGUCCAGGACUUGUUCCCCUGCACCGCGAUGCAGGAGGGCAUGAUGGCGGAAACGAUGCUGUCGCCAAACACGUACAAGCUCCAGCAUGUACUCAAGCUCGAUCCCUUGAUCGAUCUCCCUCGCCUGCAGGGCGCCCUCGACAGGCUGAUCAACUCGUUUGCGAUCCUCAGGACCAGGAUAAUAUUGAUGCCGCGGAUCAAGGGCGUCACGGGCAGCAGCUCGUACCAAGUCGUGGUCAAUGACUAUUCUCCCGUGCAGGCCAAGACGACGACCGGCAAGCUGAGGAAUGCUCUCGCUGCUGAGAGAGAGGCUCUCAACGUAGGGUAUGGCAACGAGCUCAGCCGGUUCGCCGUGAUUGCUGCCGAGGGAGGUAGUUGUUACCUUGCCUGGACCAUUCACCACGCAGUGACGGAUGGCUACACGUACAGUCUCAUCCUCAGGAGGCUGGAAGGAAUGUACAAUGGGGUAGAAGAACCCGUCCCACCGAAACCUUUUGCCCAUUUCGUCAAGCAUCUGCAGGAGCAAGACCAAGACAGAACCGCCCAGGCUUGGCGGCAGAUGCUCGAUGGUGGCUCCUCGGCCCAGUGGCCUGACUGCAGCGACCAAGGCCACGAACCCAUGGUGACGCGUACAAUCGCCAGCACCAUCUCCUACCCCAGCAACGAGAGCGGCUUCACCGUAUCGACCGUCAUCAGAGCAGCUUGGGCUCUCGUCCUGAGUGGCCUCGCCAAGUCCCCCGACGUCAUCAUGGGACUCACUCUUGCUGGCCGCGAUAUCGAGCUGCCGGGGGUCGACGACUGUGCAGGACCCUGUCUGACCACGGUGCCUUUCCGCGUCCUCGUUGGAGACGAGACCUGCGCAGGAAUGCUCGAGCUUGUUCAGCAGCGCUAUGCCGAGGUCGUUCCUCAUCAGCACUUUGGCAUCAAGAACAUUCGCAAGGCGCUCGGUGCGGCUUCCGACGCUUGCGAUAUUUCGAAUCUGCUCGUGAUCCAACCGGCUGGUUACCGGGCCGAUCAGGGUCUUUGGACCCAACAAGACGACCUGAGCACCGAAGAGGAGCUGAGCUUUGGGUUUACGCUGGAAUGCCUCUUGGAAUCCGAGAACAAGAUGACGGUACUGUGUGGGUUCGACCAAGAGAUGGUGUCGGAAGCCAAGGCAAGGGAGGUCUUGGAUAUGCUCUCCAUCGCAGUCAAGACCUUGACUGUUGCGCCGAACCAGGACAAACUGCUCACCGACGUUGCGGAUUUGCAGUUUGCCCAGUGCACCAAGGUUCCAAAGUUGAACGUCGGAAUGGAUGCCGUAGAGCAAUGCAUUCACUGGGCGGUCGAGGAGCAGGUUCGCUUGCGGCCGGACGCCAUCAUGAUCGACGCCUGGGACGCAAAGCUGACGUACCGCGAGGCUGACGAGUACGCGAACCGCCUGGCCGUCUUCAUGGCAGGUCUCGGCGUCGGCCCCGAGGCGAUUGUGCCUUUUGCGUUUGAGAAGAGCGCCUGGGUCACCGUAGCCAUCCUCGCCACCCUCAAGGCCGGUGGUGCCUGCGUGGCCUUGGACAUGAUGCACCCCCGUCCCAGGCUGCAGCGCAUGAUCGAGGACGUCGAGGCCAGCCUGGUGCUCUGCAGCAGGAAGCACGAGCAGACCAUCAAGACGUACAAGGGGUUCCGACACAGCAUCGUCGUCGACCGAGACUCGCUCGAUCGCCUGGCUAGCGACGAGACCUUCAGCAGCGACGUCAGGCCGAGCAACGCCGCGUGGAUCGUCUACUCCUCCGGCUCGACAGGAACCCCCAAGGCUGCAGUCCUGGAACACCGGUCGCUCGCCACCACGGCUCGUACCAACUCGGAGAUGCUCGGUUGCGGGCCCGACACGCGCGCCUUGUCGUUUUCCUCACACUCCUUUGACGUGACCAUCGAGGACAACGUCACCAUCCCCAUGUUUGGCGGCUGCAUCUGCGUCCCGUCCGACGAGGAUCGCUUCAACGACCUGACGGGCGUCAUGACGCGCAUGUCGGUCAACUGGGCCGACCUGACGCCGACCGUCGCCCGCAUGCUGUCCCCCAGCACUGUGCCCACCCUCCGCACCAUGGUUCUUGGUGGUGAGCCCCUGACCCAGGAUAUAAUCGAAACCUGGACUUCUGUCGACGGCUUCAGGCUGUAUCACACCUAUGGACCCUCGGAGUGUUCGGUGCAGUGCACUUGUUCCUUGGAGCCACUGCGGCCCGGUGCUCGCGGUAGCAACAUUGGACAUCCGAUGAACUGCAGCAUGUUCAUCGUCGAUCCGGACGACCUGGACCUUCUCAUGCCGGUGGGCGAGGCUGGAGAGAUACUCGUCGAAGGGCCUAUUGUUGGUCGUGGCUAUCUCAAGAACGAGGAGAAAACCCGUGAGGUUUUCGUUCAGGGUCUCGCAUGGGCCAAGGACCCGGCUCGCCGCUUUUACCGCACCGGCGACCUUGGCGCGCGCAACGAGGACGGCACCUUCAGCUUCGUCUCGCGAAAGGAUACCCAGAUCAAGCUCAAUGGUCAACGGGUAGAGCUGGGCGAGAUCGAGGCCGUGCUGCUCAAGACCUCGAAGCUGACCCAGGUCUGCGUCGAGGCAUUCAGCCCGCAGUCCUCGUCCAACCGGAAGAUGCUGGUCGCCUUUGUCCAACUGGAGCGUCGGUCCGGGGAUGAAAUGACAGAGACGGCCGACUCGGCCUUUGAGCUUGUGGAAAUGACGUCCUCCAUCCGCGAAAAGCUGGUCGGCAUCAAGAAGAACGCUACCGACCACCUGCCCGAGCACAUGGUUCCUUCACUCUUUGUUCCCGUCUACAGCCUGCCAGUGACGCCUUCGGGAAAGAUUGAACGCAAGGCCCUGCGAGAGCUAGCCUCCAGCUUCUCGCAACAGCAGACCUUCAUCUAUGCACUUCGAGCUGCUGCUGCUUCUGCUGCUGCUUCUGCUGCCGCCGCCGUGGAUGGCCCCGUCACCGACUCUGCAGUCGCCGAGGUUCUCGUGGAGCUCUGGGCCGACGUCCUCCAGAUCGACCUCCAGUCGCACGCCAUUGGAGGUGAGGACAGCUUCCUGGAGCUGGGAGGCGACUCCAUCGCGGCCAUGCAGCUCGUCAGCAGGGCAAAGGCGGCCGGUCUGGAGCUGUCUGUGCGCGGAAUCAUGAAGACGCCUACGCUCGCAAACAUGGUGCUGUCGGCCAAGGUCACACCCGGCGUCGAGCUACGGCCCAAGCACGCUUCGGCCUCGAAAUCUUCCAAGUACGGCCUGUCUCUUUCCAUCCCGACCCCCACGUCGGCAAUCUCCAAGAACCUGCCGACGCCUUCGCUAGCCCAGGACGAGCCUUACAAAGCCUUUUCGCUCGUUCCCGAGACGCUGAGCAGGACCACGCUGCUCAACGAGGUGCUCGAUUCGGCACUGGGCGACGAGAGACGUCUGGUCAAUGAUGUUUAUCCCUGCACCCCGCUGCAGGACAGCUUGAUGGCGUUGACGGCAAAGGACAGCACCGCCUACGUGCUGCGGGAGGUCUUUGAUCUCCCCGAGAAUACCGACGUGAAGCUCUUCAAGCAGGCCUGGUCGGACGUGGUGGCCGCCAACGACAUCCUCCGCACCCGCAUCGUCCACGUCGCCGGCCACGGUUCGUUCUCGGUUGUUCUCGACACGCCGCCGCUGGAGUGGACCGAGGCCAAGACGCUGGAUGAGUAUCUCGCCCUCGACACGGCAAAGGAGAAAGACAUGAACUACGGCACACGUUUGGUCCGCUUCGGGCUCGUAGAAAACCACGGCAAUCCUCAGUUCGUCUGGACCAUCCACCACGCUUUGUAUGAUGGGUUCUCGUACGGCCUCACGCUCGAGGCCGUCGACCAGGCCUAUCAGGGGAUGGGAGUUACCCCGACACGCCCCAUCCUUGACUUGGUCCGCUACCUCGGCCAGUUGCCGCAGGAUGGUGUCGCCGACUUUUGGACCGAGACCCUCAAGGGCUGCCAGGCAGUCCCGUUCCCGCCGGCUGCUCCGGCACAGAUCUGCGUCGCCGACAACACCGUCAGACACUCGGUCAAGUUCCGUCGGCCGCCGCGGUCCAAGUUCACUGCUGCAACGGUGCUCAAGGCCGCAUGGUCUAUUCUCAUGGCCCGCGUCUCCGAGUCCAACGACGUCGUCUAUGGUCUGACUUGUUUUGGUCGUGACGUCCCCAUCGAUGACGUCGACAUGAUCAACGGUCCGCUCUUGACAACGACGCCGGUUCGCAUGCAGGUCGAACUCGACGCAACUGUCGAAUCGUUCCUCGGGGCCGUCAAUUCACAGUCGAUCGAAGCCGGGCCUUUCUCCCACGCAGGCAUCCACAACAUCAAAAAGCUCAACGACUCCUGCCGGAGCGCCUGCGAGUUCCAGAACCUGCUCGUCAUCCAACCCGCUGCUGGCAAUGCCGACGAGGACUCGCUCUUCCGGGACCGUGCGACCCACACCACCGCCAACAUCAUCUCCGGCUUCGGUCUGGUGGUCGAGUGCGGACUCGGCGAGGAUGCGGUUUCCUUGACUGCCCACCACGACACAUCUGUCCUGUCGGCUUUGCGCGCCGAAAGACUCCUGAGGCAGUUCGCCCGAGUUGUCGAGCAGCUGAUCCGCCUUCGGCGUGGUGGCGCCGCUAGCAUCACCGUCGGCGACAUCGACGUCUUGUCCAGCAAGGAUCGACAGGACUUGCGAGAGUGGAACAAAAAUUGCCCUCCCUGGACGGAUGCCUGCAUGCACGAGCUCAUCGGGCGUCACACUCUCGCCAACCCCGAAUUCCCUGCCGUCGAAUCCCGCGAGGUCACCUUGUCGUACCGACAACUGGAUGACCUCGCCACGCACGUAGCUCAUCGGCUUUGCGAACUGGGGGCCGCACCAGAGAAAAUCAUUCCGAUAAGCAUGGAAAAGUCCGUCAACGCUGUCGUGUCCAUGCUCGCUGUGCUCAAGGCCGGCGCUGCCUUUGUCCCCAUCAACCCAGACGACCCAGCAGACCGCCGGGCAAAUCUUGUGGAACAAGUCCAGGCGGAAAUCAUCAUGGUGUCACCUGGCACCAAAGACCGCUACGCAGGCUUUGACAAGCUCAAGGUGGUGACGCUGUCUCCGGAUGUUGCCGAAUGGGGGCCCCUCAACACUUCACCGCUGCCUCCAGGUAACGUAAAGCCUUCAAACCUUGCCUACGUCUUGUUUACGUCUGGCAGCACUGGACGCCCCAAGGCCGUCAUGAUUGAGCAUCGCUCCGUAUGCGCCAGCGCGACCGGCCACGGCGCCGCAAUGGGCUUUGCGGAUUUCCCUCGGCGUGUACUGCAAUUUUCGACCUACACUUUUGACGCCUCCAUCCUUGAGAUCUUCACGACGCUUCGUCAUGGCGGAACCAUCUGCGUGCCUAGCGACCAGGAGCGCAUGGACGACCUCUCCAGCUUCAUCCGCGACCUUGGCUGCGACUGGGCGUUUUUCACUCCGACCUUUGCACGGCUGCUCAAGCCCGAGAGCAUCCCGUCGAUGAAGACGUUGGUCCUCGGAGGAGAGGCCUUGACUCCAGAGAGCGUCGAGACGUGGGCGGACAAGUUGAGGCUGAUGAACGGCUACGGCCCCACCGAGACGUGCGUCUUUUGCACCUGCCGCGACGUCUCCAAGGGCGACAAGGCCGACAAGAUCGGACACAUGGUCAGCUCCGUCGGCUGGGUCGUCGACCCGCUGGACCACGGCCGUCUGGUGCCCAUCGGCUGUGCCGGUGAGCUGCUGGUCCAAGGGCCCGGGCUGGCCAGGGGCUACCUGGGCCAGCCCGACAGGACCAGAGAGGUCUUUGUGCCCGCCCCGGCCUGGCUGAGGGACUUUGGCUACUCCACCGAGCAGGUGCUGUACAAGACGGGCGACCUCGUCCGUCAGGACCUCGCCGACGGGUCUCUGCUGUAUCUGGGCCGCAAGGACACCCAGACCAAGGUGAACGGACAAAGGCUUGAGUUGGGCGAAAUCGAGGCCGUGCUCAAUCGUAAAAAUGCCGCCGCCGUAGAGCAGGUUGUCGUUGUUGCCGGCAAGACGGUCAUUGACAAGAACAAGCAGGUUCUUGUCGCGUUUGUCGAGUUUGUGUCCAAUAGGAGCAGUCAUGAUGAUGGCGACAUGCUACUCGAGCUGGAUGAUGAUUCCAGAUCCAAAAUGAAAGACCUGCAAGAUCUGGCGCGGGCCAGUCUGCCAAAAUACAUGGCAACUCAAAGUCUUGGCCGCGAUGCCGCCUCGCUCGGCAUGGACGACAACUUCCUGGCCCUUGGAGGCGACUCCAUCACGGCCAUCCAGCUCACCGGGGCUGCACGGGCUGCCGGCAUCGUACUCACCCAUGAGGACGUCUUCCGCCACCCCCGUCUUGCCGACAUGGCAAAGGUGGCCAGGUUCACAUGUGAAUCGGCGGAAGACACCAAAGACGUCAAGCCCUUUUCGUUGAUUCCCGAGCACAAGAGGGAAGCGGUGCUCGCGGCGCUCGAGACGACGUACCGCAUCCCUCGCAGCACGGUCGCAGACGUCCUGCCUUGCGCGCCGCUCCAGCCUGGCCUCAUCGCGCUGACGGUCAAGGACUCGCAGGCCUACGUGCUCCGUGAGGUCUACCGUCUCCCGGCCAAGCUGGAUGUUGAGAGAUUCAAGCAGUCUUGGGAGGCCGUUGCUCGCGACGCAAGCAUCCUCCGCACCACCAUAGUCAACAUGGACGAGCUCGGCGGCUUUUUCCAGGUCGUCAGGGGCGCCGCCGACGGCCACGUCAUCGAGUGGCGUUCUGGGAAGAGCGUCAAGGGAUACAUUGACGAAGACAAACGGCUGCCUUUCCAGCUGGGCACGCCGUUUUCGCGACUGGCCAUUGUCGACACGCCCUUCACCGGCAGCUACUUCAUCUGGUCCAUCCACCACUCGACGUACGACGGGUGGUCCAAGAGCCUCAUCCUCCGCCGCGUGCAGGCCGCGUACGAGUCGUCGUCGCCUCGACCCGUCAUAGAGCCCACGCCACCGUACAGCCGAUUCAUUGCCCACCUUCAGGAGACGGACCCUGAAGAAUGCAGGGCCUUUUGGCAGGGCCAGUUCAGGGGCAUCGCGGCGCCCGCGUGGCCUCCGUUUCCCAGCCAGCAGUUCGACCCGCUCCUCGACGGCGAGGUGGCCAUCUCCUUGCCGUUCGAGCGCCCUCCCGGGUCGCGCUUCACCACCUCCACCAUCAUCAAGGCCGCGUGGGCUCUCGUGCAGGGCUGCCACAGCGGAUCGCCGGACGAUGUGCUGUUUGGCGUCAUCCAGAGCGGCCGCGACACGCCGGUCGAGGGCAUAACCGAGAUGGUCGGGCCCACCAUCACGACGGUGCCGCUUCGAAUCGCCUUUGACAGGGCCGCCACGACGGUGCCGCAGUUGCUCGGGAUGAUACAGGACCAGACCACCGACAUGAUCAAGUUUGAACACGCCGGCCUCCAAAACAUCCAGCGCAUGGGCAGGGAGUGCCGCGAGGCCUGCGGGUUUGCGUGCGUCAUGGUCAUACAGCCGCCGGACGUGCACCAAGAGGCUUCGUUCCUCGGGGCGCAGAAGCUGUCGGACGAGGAAAAGGAGACGCUGCGGUUCGGCAUGGGCAUCCAGGUCCGCGUUCGCAGGGACAAGCAGCUGGACGUCUUGGGCAACUUUGACCACAGAAUCACCCCCGAGGCCGUCAUGCGCCGGAUCCUCUACCAGUUCAAGCACGCGGUGGAGCAGGUCAUGGCAAGCGCCGCCGAGGGCACCAUGACCGUCGUUGCGGAUAUUGAUCUUUUCAGUCCGUACGACAGAGACCAAGUCGUUGCUUGGAACCACCCGACCGAGUUUACCCCCGUGGAUCUGGAGGGCAACCUCGCCGGCGGACUCACGCACGAGCUGUUUCACCGCACGGCGACGGCCAGCGAAGCGAGGGAGAAGAUGAUGGCCGUCAACGCGUGGGAUGUCGAUUUCCGCUACGGCGACCUCGACCGCAUCACCACCAAGCUGGCUCACCACCUGCAGAAAGCCUUGGGCGUCGGGCCCGAGGUCAUUGUGCCCCUGUGCUUUGAGAAGUCGGGCUGGGCCAUAGUCGCGCUCUUGGCGGUCAUCAAGGCCGGCGGUGCGGUGGUGUUCCUUGAUCCCUCGUACCCGAUGGCUCGCCUGAACGAGAUUCUCAACCAGGUCGAGACCAACGUCAUCCUCUGCUCCCUCGCCCAGGUUUCUCUCUGGCGGUCGUCUGGUCUGUCGGUCCAGGUGGUCGACAACGUUUCCAUCGCGGCCUUGGCAGACGCCGGCCCCGAGCUCCCGGUCACCGGCGCCACCUUGUCCAGUGCCCUCUACGUCAUCUUUACUUCUGGUUCCACCGGCGUCCCAAAGGGCUGCGUCGUCGAGCACCGGGCCUUCCUGUACUCUUGUCAAGCGCAGGCUCGCGCCCUCGGGAUCCGCCCCGAGGAUCGAGUGCUGCAGGGCUGCCCGUACAGCUUCGACGUGAGCGUCAUGGAGAUCAUGACCACGCUGCUGCACGGCGCCUGCGUCUGCGUGCCCAACGAGCGGGCCAAGAACCGCAGCAUGGUCGAGGUGAUCAACGACUUCCACAUCAACUGGAGCUUCCUGACCCCCUCGGUCGUCAAGUUCAUCGAGCCCGCCGACGUGCCGACCUUGGAGACCCUCGUCCUCGGAGGCGAGGCCAUGACCCGCCAAAACGUCCAGAUCUGGGCCGACAAGGUCCGCCUCAUCAACGGCUAUGGCCCGACCGAGUGUGCCAUCUCUGCGGCCGUCAACAGCGACAUCACGUUGGAGACGGACCCGGCUAAUAUCGGCAGGGCCGUCGGCGGUAUUUGCUGGAUUGUGGAUGCAGAAAAUCAUGACAGGCUGGCUCCUGUUGGAACUGUGGGAGAGGGCCAGCUGGUUGCCCUGGUUUCCCUCAAGAAGCUUGGUGCUGAAACCAACCGGGAUGGCAUCGUCGAGAUCGUCGACGGUGACGAGACCUCCAUGGCGGCAGCAAUCACGUCGGACGCAACCACUCACCUGUCGUCCCUUGUGCCGGGCUACAUGAUCCCCAACCUUUGGAUUCCAGUCAAGAGCUUCCCGCUGCUGCCCUCUGAGAAGCUCAACCGGAAAUGUCUUGGCCAGUGGCUCAAUGGCAUGUCGGACGAACUGCACAGGCGCGUAUGCGGUAUUUCUACGGCAAGCACUGACGGCAGCCCGGCUUCUCAACUCGUCCAAGUAGUCGAGCCGUCCACCGAGGCGGAGAAGAGCAUCCACCAGGUCUGGUGCGACGUUCUCAACCUGCAGGCCGAAGAGGUGGGCGUCACGCAGGACUUUGUCACCCUCGGCGGCGACUCCAUCCUCGCCAUGGCCAUGGCCUCCAAGCUGAGAAAGGCAGGCUUCCAAGUCUCGGUGACGGAUCUUCUCAUGACGCGCACCAUCGCGAAGCUCGCCGCUCGUAUUGGUCACACUGCCAAGAGCCCCAAGGACAAGAGCAUGCGCCAUCAUCUCGGCCUGCGCCUCGUCACCUUAGCUGGGGAGUCGGACUUUGAAAAUGACAACGACACGGGCUACGAGUCGGACAACAGCGAUGCUACCACGGCAGCCACUUCCAUCUCGGCUGCGAGCCCCGCCCGUUCAAAGGACGCUCGACCCGUCCAAACCCAGCAGCCCACCGAGCUCUUUGAUCUCACUCCGAUGCAGCAGUACUAUGCAGGUCUCGCGCUUGGCGACGACGAGCUGUCGCGGCAGACGGACGCCAGGUUCAACCACAGCUUCUGCAUCAAGCUCAAGCGUCCCAUCAACCCUGCCGUCUUGUCUGGUGCGUACUCGGAGCUCAUCAGCCGUCACAUGAUGCUUCGUGUGCGUCUGCAGCGAUGCGACAAGGAAACGGCAGCCUGUGGUUUCCGCCAGUUCAUAUCGCCCGACGUCAAAAAGUCUUUCCGUCUGCGCGAGUGGAGCAACGUCGCGUCGGUGGACGACGUCAAGGACCGCCUGGAGGACGCCCGCAUCACGCUGGACCUCGAACACGGCCCCAUCAGCUCGCUCGAUCUCGUCAGCACGACCGCUGGGGAUUCGUUCCUUUAUCUCGUUGCGCACCAUCUCGUGGUUGACCUCAUAUCGUGGAACUCGAUCCUCCGAGACUUUGACCAUCUGCUCUGCAAGGGCGCCUUCGGCCACGAGGAGCCGAGUCCGUUCCCGCUGUGGGCGCAAAAGCAGGCCGAGUAUGCGCGUCUUCACCUCGAUCCCAAGGCCACGCUUCCCGAGCCCAUUCCUCCUGCCGACUUUGAAUUCUGGGGCAUGGCCGACGCCGACGGCAGUCUCGUUCCCAACCUCGCCCGGGACUCGAUCCACCACACCAUCUGCCUCCCCGAGGCCGCCACGUCUGUGCUCCUGCGCGAGAGCCACGUGAGGUACAAGGCCGAGCCGAUGGACGUGCUCGUCUCGGCGCUCACGCGGUCCUUCUUCCUCGUCUACGGGCAGAUGCGCGAAUCGCCCCCGGCCAUGUUCCGGUUCGGGCACGGCCGCGAGGACGUCGAGGGUCUGCCGGACGUCUCGUCGACGGUCGGUUGGUUCUCGACGCUGUCGCCCAUGCACGUGCCCGUCGGGCUGGGCGGAGACUGCACGGGCCCCGGCGUGCUCGCCCGGACGGUGGAGCUGCGGCAGCGCACGCCGCACAACGGCUGGGCGUACUUUGCGUCGCGCUACCACCACCCCGACGGCGGCGCCGUCUUUGCGGGCCACGAGCGCAUGGAGGUGGCCGUCAACUACCUCGGCGUCAUGGACCGGCAGGUGCGCGGCCUCGACUCGGCCGUCUUUGACCUCUCGCGCAUGGUCGACGCCGGCCUGGGCGCCCGCGGCCAGGACGUCAAGUGCAUGAGCCUGUUUGACGUCACGGCCGAGGUCCGCGCCGGCUGCCUCGUGGUCGACCUGGAGUGGAACCGCCGCAUCAGGGGACAGGCCCAGGUCAAGGCCUGGUGGAGGGAGUUGGAGGCCUGUCUCAAGGAGCUGGCGUCCACGGGCUCGCCUUAUGUCAGGAGCAGCAGCGGCGGCGGCGGCGGCGGCGGUGGCGAGUGGGGCGUCAUGCCCAGCGUCGGGAGGAGAGACUCGCUGUCCAGGGAGCAGAGGCGGAUGCGGUCGUUGUCGCGGCAGAGGUCUCGUCAGAGCUCAAUCGUUUAG
Molecule: messenger RNA, 13884 nt
Organism: Pyricularia pennisetigena
Lineage: Eukaryota; Fungi; Ascomycota; Sordariomycetes; Magnaporthales; Pyriculariaceae
Exons: 3
Coding region: 1-13884 (4627 amino acids)
Biological process (GO): amino acid activation for nonribosomal peptide biosynthetic process; secondary metabolite biosynthetic process
Cellular component (GO): cytoplasm
Molecular function (GO): catalytic activity; phosphopantetheine binding
Source: RefSeq, a predicted model, not a curated record